AAGAAGCAAGAAACAUUAUUUUAUACAAAAUUUCACAUUCACAGUUCUAUCAAGAGGUAAAGUUCGGUUCUGCUAGAAGCAUUUUGAAAUUGGUAAACCCUGAUCUGGGUUGUGUUUCUGUGUGUAUGUAGGUGAAAUGGUAAGGGGUAUGUGAGCUAUGUAAAUAGCAUGACAUCAUAUUAGCACAUGACAAUGUAACCUAUCUUCAAAGCAAAGCAAAGCAAAGCAAAUUUAUUUAUACAGCACAUUUAAUAAACAAGAUCACUGAUGUGCUGUACAUGAUUAAAAGCUUUUGAAUACAAAGAACUACUAGAAAUAAAAGCAUGGAUGAGGUUAUCCUGUUCCGCAAGACGGACGCAAGCCUUCACUCUGUUCUUCAGAUGUUCGUACUCUAUAGAAUGAUCUCUUUGAAGAACUGUCUCGUCUAUUGUGACAAUCAACAGCACAAUAGGUCUUGGGCAUUGUGAAAAAUCGGCUCCGGUUCAACGACUCCCAGACUGCCGAGCAGCUUUGUUUGACUGGCAAUAUGGCUCCGUAAAAACGGUGACGUCAUGCAAGAUCUCUAUACAGGCUAACCAGGAGGAGGGGGUGUUAAGCAUUGACAAUAUCUGUGAACAAGAUAAAACAAUAAAAGAAACUGUGUUGAAUCAACUUUAUUUUGAAAUGUACGCCGUUUGUGUUCUUUUCUUUUUAUCAGAUUUCAGUAUCUCCAGCUCCACCCAACCACCUGUAUACUGUAGCUGGUAUCCAAAAUAAAGGGUCCAAAAAAUUGUGAUGACAAAACAUCAGACCCUUGAAGGCGUUAGCAUACAUACCCAAUUGACACACAGGUAUUUUUCAAAAGCUAUACCAUAUACAUCCGGAGGUAAAACUUUACAAAAGAGCGUUCAAUAAAAUGUGUGUCCGCAGAAAAACAUUUCCCAUUUGUGAAGCUGUAUUAAGCCGAUUAGAAACCUAAAAAGACUGAGACAAUUGCUGGUCAAGCAUUCAAAUUUAAAUAUUGAAGUGCAAAAUGUCUUCUUAAAGUUGUUUAAAAGCAGCACUUUAAUAACUGUCACUGUACAAAAUAAAAUUGGUUAAUGAGAGGCUGUAACAUCACUCAACAUGAUCUGACACAAGCAUUAAUGGGAAGUAACUACAUGUAACAAGAUUAUGUCAUGUAAUAAUGACAGUUUUGAAACUAUAAUCCAAUUUAUUACUGGGAGAAAAGGUGCAGUUAAAUUAUAAAUGCUUUUGGAAAUUUUUGUCAUUAGCUCAAAAUAGAUGGUGUGGUGUUUUUUCAAAUUGUGUACAAAUAUUAAACAACAAACAUUUUCAUUAUAUACUGUAUUUGACAUGAGCAAGGCUUGACCACUGCCAAGAGGGGCAUGGCCAGGCCACUGCUCUGGGCGGUACCACCUCUGAGACCUGUCACAGCUUUUUCACAUUAGGCACUGUAAUUAGACCAAACAUUUAGUUGGAGUUUUUGUCACUGGCAUUUGCCAGUUCGUUGCUUUGUGUUAGUGCGUAUGCUUCACCGCAUGAUGGGUUACUCCACUACUUUGCCUGAUAGUCAUCAAACCUUGUUUCUCGUUUUUUGGAUCCUGCCUUCUUGGAGUGUGUAAUUGUACAUCUCUUUAAUUGAGAAUAAAACCCACUGAACAUUAUGCUUUUACCUGGGAGUCAUGCAUUUGGUCUGCCCCCGCAAUGUUAGCACGUGACGGAACAAACUGGCCAGAACAGGACCCAGCGGGAAGAUGCGGCGUCGCCGGCCACGUCAUGGGGACGCCCCCUGCCUGAGGACCAAGCAUCUCCUAUUCGGGAGGGCUCUGUUAUGUCGUCCUCUCCUACCUUGUCACCCGCACCGCCCCUGUGUCAUGAUUACUUCCAAACCACGACCCCCUCACCACUGCAUAUUAUUUUGGACUCGGAUUUUUUGAAUUAUGAGGAAGAUCUAAAUUUAUAUGACCUGCUGCCUGAUUCUGACUCGGACAAUAAAUUUGAAUUUUCCCUCCCGGUGAUAAGUCUCAAUGAGUUUGUUUCGUGGUCCCACGCUUCCAGCUCCCAUGUGUCUUCACCCUGUGAGUUCAAGUCCUUUUCCUCUAUUCCCUUUUUGAUAACCCGUUUGACCAUCUAUCCGGGUCCUCCCCGUGGCGGCCAGAGGAGACGCCAAAGCAGCGUUCUGCCUUCUGCCUCCCGCUGCGCGGCGACCAAGACACACCCAUCGUCCAUUCACGUCUCACUGGCGAUCGAGCUUCUGGCGACCUCCCCCGACACUUCGCCAACAACCGAGCUGGCGGACUAUACGCCGGUGAUGUCUGGGCUUGUGGAUAUCCUGAACCAGGUUCAGCGGAAAUUGAACAAUCUCUCCACGGCAAGGCCACAGCUGAUUCCCGGUCAUUCACCGGUGGCGGCCGGUCCGCUGCUGAACUGCACCCAGGCCUUGAAUGAGACCGAGCUGCAGCCGACGCUCGUAUUCGCAUUGGUGGGGACUGACCUGCAGCCGACGCUUGUGUACGUCGCUGUGGCGGCUGACAUGCUGCCGAGCCACGGCCACAAUCGUGGCAACACACUUCCUGGUGAACCAUACUCACGUUGUGGUAGCAACCGACCUGCUACCAAGCCAAGCUCUCGUUGCGGUGGCAACAGACCCGCUGGCACACCACGCCCACAUCGCGGUGGCGACAGACUUCCUGGCGGACAACGCCCACGUUACGGUAGCAACCGACUCACUGCUAAGCCACGCUCACGUCACGGUGGAGACAGACUCUCUGCCGAGCCAAGCUCACAUCGCGGUGGCAACCGAGCUGCCGCCGAGGCACGUCCACAUUUCGUUGGCAACCGAUCUUCGGCCACCUGACGACCACAUCCACACCUCAACGGCAACUGACCCUCAGCUGUCCAAUGACCACGCCUUGUCGGCGACCGACCCUUGGCCGCCAGAUGGCCACGUCCUGGCGGCGACCUGUCCACGGGUGCCUCACGCCCCUGUCCCAGUGGCAGCGACGACUCCUCGGCCGCCUCACGUUCCUGUCCCGGCGGCACCGACGACUCUACAGCCGCCUCACGCCCUUGCCUUGACGGCGGUCGCCUUCCGCUCCUGCCUCGAUGGCGACCGGUCUGCAGCUGCCUUCCGCUCCUGCUUUGAGGGCAGAGAAAUCCCGGGCAUCUGAUGACCACGUUUCCAUGGUGGCUGAUCUUUGGCUGCCUUCCGGUCCCCGGCUGCCUCACGACCAAGCCUUGGCGACAACCUAUCCCCGGCCACCUCACGACCACGUCCUGGGAGAUCUUCAUCCGGAGCCAUAGCCUCCUCCCGUGUGGUUCUUGCUUUGCCUUCGGGUUCCUCCUCGUGGACGUCCACCUGAAUCGCCCCAUGGGGACCCUGGUGCUUGCUAUCCUGACCGACCUCCUGACCUGCUCGGCCAGAUGCCUCGCUGUGUCAAUUCUGGAAUCAAAAAUCGGCAGUCUUGAAGUCUAUAUGGAUGUAAAUGGACAAUCGGGAAAUGAAACCACUCUACAGAUGUCUCAAAAUGGUGAGCAGAGGUAUUCUCACAAACAUCCACCUAGCUCAACAACGAGGACUGAAGUGAACUGUGGAAAGGAUAACGGACAUCCCAGCAGUUCUCCCUGGAAUUUACUGGGAGCAAAACCCACACAUAUGGGACAUUGAAAAAGGAAGACGCAACAGCACCAAGAGAAGAAUCUGGCUGGCCUGCGUUGUGGGCCGCCGCAACACCAAGUGAGCGGCCAUGCAUGGAUGGUUGUUACAGCAAAGAGCAAGAUAAAAUGUGAGUCAGUGCAAAAUAUUGAUGUCAGACUUACAAAUAGAUUUGAGGUACUCUUACAAGACCCAGGCCAUGAAUGCUAAUCAUUCACCAUUACUGAAAGGUAUAAAAUUAAAUCAUCCAAGAAAAAAUUGGGACCCCCAAACAUUAAUAGUUGGUGAUGGAGCCAUCAAGGAUGUGAAUACUUUUGGAGUGAGAAGAACACCAAAGUACUGUCUUUUACUAAUGACACGGUGUUUGAUAUCUCUCAAAAAAUCCUGGAGAUCCCUGGUCAACACCGAACUGUGAAAUCUAUCAUUAUAUACACAGGGGCCCUGGAUGUUAUCAAGCAGCAGAGGUACUGAAGCGAGAUUUCAUUGAUCUAAUAAAAGUCCAAGGGAUGGAUGCUGAGGUUUUUAUAAGCGGACCGCUCCCACUUGUACGAUCUGGAGAUGAACGUUUCUCGAGGCUCUGUGAAUUGAAUACGUGGUAAGGCAAUGUGUGCACUGCACUAUUCGUGAGUUUAAUUGACAACUUCUGCCUUUUUUGGAGCGUAAAAAUGUUUACAAAGCAGAUGGUUUCUGUCUAAAUAGACAAGGGGUUAAGUUAUUAGCU
Messenger RNA from Syngnathoides biaculeatus (alligator pipefish), 4358 nucleotides. RefSeq lists its product as uncharacterized. The transcript has 2 exons. Bases 1814 to 2839 code for a protein of 341 amino acids. The record is from RefSeq and is a predicted model, not a curated record. NCBI's taxonomy places the organism in Eukaryota, Metazoa, Chordata, Actinopteri, Syngnathiformes, Syngnathidae.